This is a messenger RNA of Symbiodinium necroappetens, 692 nucleotides long. Lineage: Eukaryota; Dinophyceae; Suessiales; Symbiodiniaceae. The record is from the annotation of a GenBank genome assembly.
AUGGCCGAGGAGGAGACCGAGCUGAACAUACUGAACGGCCGGUUCAAAUACGAUGCCAGAAAAUGGAACGGUGUUUCCAAGUCAUCGUUCGACUUUGUCUCCAAAUUGUUGCAAAGAGAUCCAGACCAACGCAUGACCGCGGAGCAGGCGCUAGCCCACCCGUGGGUUGCCGAGCGGGAGCAAUUCCCUUCCGGCACGGAAUCGGCUGGACUGGAUGCUUCCGUUGUUCACUCCCUCGCAGAGUAUUCCAGAGCCUCGAAAUUCCGACGAACGUGCAUGCAGGUGAUGGCUUGGUCCCUGAACAAUGCAGAAAUGGCAGAAGUCCGUGAGGCCUUUAUGGAGUUGGACGUGCAGAAAACUGGCGCCAUCCAGCUUCAUCAGCUGAAGUCAGUCUUGGAGGAGAGGUUCAACAUCUGUGACGAGGAGACCAGGAAAAUCUUCGAGGCUCUGGACUCUUCCAACAACGAGGAAGUUGGUUACUCCGAGUUCCUCGCUGCCAUGAUGUCGUCGCGCAUUCAAGUUCAUGAAGACUUGGUUCGGGCCGCAUUCCAGCGUUACGAUGAAGAUGAUUCGGGCUACAUCAGCGUGGAGAACCUGAGGCAGGUCUUGACGGAGAGUCUCGACAGCCCGGAAACGGCGGAAGAAAUGUUGAGCGGAGUGUCAGUCUUUGCUGGGGCGGAGCAGCGUGUUUC